Molecule: messenger RNA, 814 nt
Organism: Trachymyrmex septentrionalis
Lineage: Eukaryota; Metazoa; Arthropoda; Insecta; Hymenoptera; Formicidae
Product: cytochrome c oxidase subunit 4 isoform 1, mitochondrial-like
Exons: 4
Coding region: 242-736 (164 amino acids)
Biological process (GO): mitochondrial electron transport, cytochrome c to oxygen
Source: RefSeq, a predicted model, not a curated record
CAGUUGGUACUAAUUGGUUAAUGUUAAUUUCUCACAAUUUCUCAUAACGAUAUAACUCGACGCUGGCCGCAACAGUCGGUCUCGGCACUCUCGACGCGAUUACAUAAUUUCUUUCGAGCUCCGUGCAGUGCAGGAGGUCCUCUGCCAUCUCGCAUUGCCGUCGAGGUAUCCAGAGCUAUCAUUUCUAUCAGUUAGGUAACUCACUCAAAUGUAUCGUGUUCGAUCUCGGAGCAAGUGAGCAAUGGCAGGGAGAUCAUUUGUGAGUUACUUACGACCUGUUAUUCAAAUCCAAAGAUGUGGACUGAUGACAAUGGAAAAAGUUGGUAAUAGGGAUAUAGUAGGUUUUGGAUAUAAUGGUGAACCUACUUACUUGGAUAGAGUGGAUUUUCCCUAUCCUGCGGUACGCUGGCAAGAAAACAGUCCUUGUAUCAUGGCACUGAGAGAGAAGGAAAAGGGAGACUGGAAGAAGCUAUCAAUCGAAGAGAAAAAGCUAUUGUAUCGUGCCAGUUUCCGCCAAACAUUUAGCGAGAUGGAUGCACCGUCAGGAGAAUGGAAAGGCAUUUUGGGAAUGGCUUUGCUGGUAUCGAGUGCUGGCAUAUGGCUGUAUUUGUAUUUCAAGGAAACAUCUUAUCCGCCUUUGCCUGAAACAUUUUCGCUGGAGAGACGAUUGGCGCAAUUGGAUCGCAUGAAGAAACUCGACAUGAAUCCGAUCGACGGUCUCUGCGCUCGAAAAUAAAUUAAUUAAAUUUACCCUACUACUAAUUACUUAGUCAUCAUGUACAGUAUCUCGUUCUCUGAGCGCUUUUAUGUAUGU